Molecule: messenger RNA, 2529 nt
Organism: Sebastes umbrosus (honeycomb rockfish)
Lineage: Eukaryota; Metazoa; Chordata; Actinopteri; Perciformes; Sebastidae
Product: leucine-rich repeat neuronal protein 2-like
Exons: 6
Coding region: 662-1291 (209 amino acids)
Molecular function (GO): protein binding
Source: RefSeq, a predicted model, not a curated record
UCUCUGUCUCUCUGUCUCUCUGUCUCUCUGUCUCUCUCUCUCUCCCUCUCUCUCUGUCUGUGUUUAGCAAUGCAGUUCAUCUGUCUGAUAUACAUAUAAAGCAUUUCUUCUUUCCACCUAUUCAGGAAAAUUCAAAUGUACCACUUCUGACAGUAUUACAGUUCAGCUUCCAGCUUUUCUAGCUUAAUGUAUUUCAGCUCUUAGCUUCUUCAGCUAACGCAGUUCAGCUUCCAACUCUGCCAGUUGUACAUUUCAUCUUCUAGGGUUUUCUGCAGUGCAAUGCAUUUGAGCUUUCAUAUUUUUAGGCAAGUAAUUUCACAUUUCUGCAUUUUCAGCAAUGCUUUGCAAUACAUUUCAGCUGUCAGCAUUCCCACGCAUUUUCAGCAGGAAAUGCAUUUUCUAGUUAGUUUGUGUUAUUGAGAGACUUUCCGAUCUGAACUAACUGACUGCAGCAGCAGUUGGGAUCUUCUAUAGCAGUAAUAUGUGUCAGUAUUAUUCAGUAUAUCAUCAUCUGCUUUGUGACCACAGACAGCAGGAAAAACACGACGAGGAAGCAGGAGACAACACUAAUAUCUAAAGAGAAACACAUCUGUCUAUCAGCACACCAACAGCUGGGUCUUAUCCCACUUCCUGCUUCAGUACCUGUCAAUCAAGCCAGCAGAUGGUUCCUGGUUCAGUCCAGUCUGGGUGGUUCCUCCCUCUCUCUGGUUUCUCCUCUCAGUCUCUCACCGUCUUUCAGGAGCUGAGGGUCUUCUUCAGAAUGCAGCUCUUCAUCGCCCCCCUCCUCCUCUUCUUCCUCCUGUCCUCCCACGUUGCCACGGUUACGGCGUGGGCCGGUUGCCAACGCGGCAAGGACAAGGACGACCGGACAAAGGAGAACUGCACGGCGCUCGGCUUCAGCGACGUCCCGAGGGGAUUCGAAACCUCGACCAAGGUUAUGUUGUUUCCCAACAACCUGUUCUCCAGUCUGUCCUGGUCCUCCUUCCAGAUCUUCAUAAACAUCUAUGAGCUCGACCUCACAGGCAACAAGAUUCCAGAGGUGACCUCCAGCGUUACUCCGAUCCUGCCCACCCUCUGUGUCCUCCGGCUGGGGUCGAACCGUCUGACGUCCCUCUCCGACGGAUCCUUCUCUGCCUGUCCCGCUCUGACUGAACUCUACCUGGACAACAACGCCUUGGACUCUCUGAGCGACCGCACCUUCUCUGGACUCAGCAAGCUGGAGAUCCUGGACUUGUCGUCCAAUCGUAUCAAGGUGCUUCCAAGCUCAUGCUCCACCCCCUCCCUGCCAUAGAGACCCUCUACCUGGAGAACAACACGGUGGGAGAACACACACCACAGAACAGUUACUUCACUCACCGAUGAUCAAGGUGAUGCCAGAUGAUUGGUUCAGCCAGAAGGAGGAGGUGCCGUACCUCUUCCUCUCAGCCAAUCCCUGGGAGUGCUCCUGCUCCAUCUUUUACUUCCUCAGAUACCUUGACGAAUUCGAUUUCAACGUCUACGUCCGCAAUGGCCCAAUCAUCAAGACAGAUGUGAAGAAAGUGGUGUGUGACUCUCCACCGUUCCAUCAGGGUAAACCUCUAAUUGAACUGGAAGAAGACGAUCUGUGUUCAACUGAGGAAGAAUAUGAUCCGAUCGGACCUACUACUACUGUUCCUAUUCUUACCCCUGUUCCUACUACUCCUAUUACUACUACUGCUCCUACUCCUACUACUGCCACUUCAACUGCUACACCAGCGUUCGUAGUAGAAUCCAGCACUGAGCACCACAGAGUAGUCACACGGUACCAAACCUUCACCAGAUCAGGGUCCAGAGGUGAUGGACCGUUGGUUAGGUUGCAUACCGAGGCCCCCCGUCCCCCUCUUCCUACUGUCAGACCCUCAACUGAAAGUCCUGCUAACAUGCUAACAGCUACACCAACAAAACCUAGAUCUGCUCCUUCAACCGUAACAUCGACAACACCGAAACAACGGGUAGUCACAACAACCGCCACCACUAAGGCAACCAUCACUAAGGCAACCACCAUUGAGGCAACCACCACUAAGGCAACCACCAUUAAGGCAACCACCGCUAAGGCAACCACCACGACGGCCCCUUCGCGGGCUGUCAGAGGUGCGGGGGUGUUCUGUUUUUGGCUUGAUAUUUUAUUGUCUUCUUCUAAUCGUCUGUUUAGUUUUGGAGGUUUGAGGGGUGGGUGGGGGCGUUGCCAUGGUAACCACACUCUGUAGAAUCCCCGGAACAUUCUAGAACUGACUGCCCCCCCCCCCUCUGCUCCACCAACCACAGCCUCAUAACUUUGUGACAUCACAGCAUGAUGUCACUGUGUCAGGACUCUGGAGAACAGACAUGAUGACAUCAUGAUGACAUCAUGGCCCAGCCCUCCUGCUAUUGGCUCACAGCCCCUUCACACCUGUCUCUGUGUCUGUUGUUGGGUUGUUGUGUCUGUUGUUGUUGUUUUUGUUGCAUCAGGAACCAAUCUCAGGCUCUACCUGCAGACAACAUGAUGGCAAUAAACUGUCAAUAAGAAUGAAA